Messenger RNA from Colius striatus (speckled mousebird), 1144 nucleotides. RefSeq names its product growth hormone secretagogue receptor (gene GHSR). Gene Ontology annotation, cellular component: plasma membrane. Gene Ontology annotation, molecular function: growth hormone secretagogue receptor activity. The record is from RefSeq and is a predicted model, not a curated record. Gene Ontology annotation, biological process: hormone-mediated signaling pathway; G protein-coupled receptor signaling pathway. Lineage: Eukaryota; Metazoa; Chordata; Aves; Coliiformes; Coliidae. The coding region runs from base 1 to 1059 and encodes 352 amino acids. The transcript is spliced from 2 exons.
AUGCGGGAGGGGAGCGCGGGCGGCCGCGGCGCCGAGAACCGGACGGGCGCCGAGCCCCCGCUGCACCUCUUCCCCGCGCCCGUACUCACCGGCAUCACCGUCGCCUGCAUCCUCCUCUUCAUCAUCGGGAUCGUCGGCAACCUCAUGACGAUGCUGGUGGUGUCGCGGUUUCGGGACAUGAGGACCACCACCAACUUCUACCUGUCCAGCAUGGCCUUCUCCGACCUACUCAUCUUCCUCUGCAUGCCUCUGGACCUCUUCCGCCUCUGGCAGUACCGGCCCUGGAACUUCGGGGACCUGCUCUGCAAGCUCUUCCAGUUCAUCAGCGAGAGCUGCACCUACUCCACCAUCCUCAACAUCACCGCCCUCAGCGUGGAGCGGUACGUGGCCAUCUGCUUCCCUCUCCGAGCUAAAGUGAUCAUCACCAAGGGGAAGGUCAAGCUGGUCAUCCUCUUCCUCUGGGCCGUCUCCUUCAUCAGCGCCGGACCCAUCUUCGUCCUGGUGGGGGUCGAGCACGAGAACGGCACGAACCCCCUGAACACCAACGAGUGUCGAGCCACGGAGUACGCCAUCCGCUCCGGGCUCCUCACCAUCAUGGUCUGGACCUCCAGCAUCUUCUUUUUCCUGCCCGUGUUUUGCCUGACCGUGCUGUACAGCCUCAUCGGGAGGAAGCUCUGGAGAAGAAAGAGAAAGAACAUCGGUCCGAACGCUGUCAUCAGGGAUAAGAACAACAAGCAGACUGUGAAGAUGUUAGUUGUGGUGGUAUUUGCUUUCAUACUCUGCUGGUUGCCUUUUCACGUAGGACGAUAUUUAUUUUCCAAAUCCUUUGAAGCUGGAUCCUUGGAGAUCGCAGUGAUCAGCCAGUACUGCAACUUGGUGUCCUUUGUCCUCUUCUACCUUAGCGCGGCCAUCAACCCCAUUCUCUACAACAUCAUGUCGAAGAAGUACCGUGUGGCCGCUUGCCGCCUGUUUGGCCUCAAACCCCUCCCAAAGAAGAGACUUUCCAGCACAAAGCAAGAGAGCUCCCGGGUUUGGACAGAAGCGAGUGUUGUCACAUGACCUGGGGUUCCCAGAGAGCCACAAAGGAAGAGGGCAACAAGUGCAAAGCGAGGAGCUCAAGCUGGCCGUCUGUCACCGUCUGGAU